This is a messenger RNA of Emericellopsis cladophorae, 819 nucleotides long. RefSeq lists its product as uncharacterized. NCBI's taxonomy places the organism in Eukaryota, Fungi, Ascomycota, Sordariomycetes, Hypocreales, Bionectriaceae. The transcript has 2 exons. Bases 1 to 819 code for a protein of 272 amino acids. Gene Ontology annotation, cellular component: cytosol. Gene Ontology annotation, biological process: glutathione metabolic process. The record is from RefSeq and is a predicted model, not a curated record. Gene Ontology annotation, molecular function: 5-oxoprolinase (ATP-hydrolyzing) activity.
AUGACGGCGCAAUCAUGGACCCUCCGUGCCUUCCCCACGUGGCGGGAGCCCCUGCCCGAAAUAGUGCGCCGGACGGACUCCGACCUCAACCUCAACCUCAACCUCAACCUCGACCUCGACCUCGACCUCGACCUCGCUUCAUCUUCCUUGCGGGACCGUCCCAGACUUGCCUUAGAGGCAGACAGCUCGAGCUUCACACAACAAGCCAUCCUCCCAUAUGGUCAAGCCAAGACGGCGAGUCGACGCGGAAAUGGUCAUUCCCGCCGGCCCUCAUCGUCGGGCACAAGAUACGUGCUGCGCUGCCUGAUCAACCAGGACAUUCCCCUGAACGAGGGGUGCCUGCGGCCCUUGACCCUCACCAUCCCCGAGGGUUCCAUCCUCAACCCUUCGCCUACAGCCGCUGUCUGCGCCGGCAACCCCAUCACCUCGCAGCGCGUGACGGACGUGGUCAUCAAGGCCUUCGGGGCGUGCGCGGCCAUCCAGGGUGACUGUACCGUCUUCUUAUUUGCCACGGACCGCAACGUCGACGCCUUCGGAACACCGAUCCCCAACACCGGAUUCGGAUUCGGGGAGACCAUCUGUGGCGGCAGCGGCGCCGGGCCUAGGUGGCAUGGCAUCUCGGGCGUGCACAUCCACAUGACUAACACGCAUAUCACCGACGUGGAGGUCCUAGAGAAGCGGUACCCCGUGGUCCUGCGCGAGCUCAACAUCCGUCCAGGCAGCGGCGGGGAUGGUAUCCCACGCAUGUACGAGUUUGGCCGUGACAUGACCAGCUCCAUCGUGAGCGAGCGCAGGGCAUACCGGCCGUACGGGAUGUAG